CAGCGCGCCGCAAUGCGCAGGCGCGGCGCAGGCUCCGCCGAGGCGGCCCAAGAUGGCGGCGCGCUGGAGCAGCGAGAAUGUGGUGGUGGAGUUCCGCGACGCCCAGGCCUAACAUACGAUAUUGCCACUUCCCACACGUCUUUCCUCAUUUCCUUUUGCUGGAGGAGCUCAAGGCCAGCGCGGAUGGGGCCCUGAGCAGCCUGGGCUGGUGAAAGAUGCCUGCGUGUGGCAGGGGGUUCGAAUGAGAGGAGCUUUAAGGUCUCUUCCAACCCAAACCGGUCUAUGCUUCUGUCACUUUUCACGGAGACUGUUACAGCUGUCUCACUGACAAAUAAAUUGCUGAGUGUUGUUGAUUAAAAUAAAAAGUGGCUUGUAUUUUUUUUUUUUUUUUGUAAAUGGUAAAAAGGUCGGCUUUUGUUUUUGAAGCUGAUGGUGAUAGUAGAACUCCGCUCAGAGUUUGUUUGCUCACAUGCUGUUGUAGAAGUUGUUCUUACAUUCUUGGAAGUGUUCAUGGCUAGGCUGGACAGGGCUUGAAGCAGCCUAGUGAAGGUGUUCCUGUCCGUGAGAGGGAUUUGGAGCAAAAUUAUAUUUAAUGUCCCUUCCAACCCAAGGCAUUCUAGGAUUCUAUGAUUAUGUUCUAAGAAAUGUGAGGGUCUUAUGGUGUUGGCAAUAGCUUAACAAAACUAGAUACAGUGGGGGAACUAUGAGAUACUUCAGCAGGAAAGCCAGAAAGAUUAAAAAAAAUAGGUCUGGAAGCUGUUUUGUCUCAUUUGUCUUCUUGUGCUGGAGCAGUAAGGGCUCUGCCUUCGCCAUUGCAAACAGAAGAUUUGAAUCCUGUGUUCUGCAUCCAGCCUACCCUAUGCGACUGCGAUGUCAGUGGAUUGCCUGGGACAGCGUGCUGUGCUCUCGGGCCGCCGUUUCCUCUACAUCGUCAACCUGGAUGCACCAAACGAGGGUCACCGGAAGAUCUCCCGGCAGAGCAAGUGGGACAUUGGGGCGGUGCAGUGGAACCCCCAUGACAGCUACGCCUACUACUUUGCAGCUUCAAGCAAUCAGCGCGUUGACCUGUAUAAGUGGAAGGAAGGUAAUGGGGAAGUUUGCACAUCUCUGCAAGGACACACACGUGUGAUCAGUGACCUGGACUGGGCAGUGUUUGAGCCAGACCUACUGGUCACCAGUUCUGUGGACACAUACAUCUAUAUCUGGGACAUCAAAGACACCAGGAAGCCCACGGUCUCACUCUCUGCAGUUGCUGGAGCUUCCCAAGUGAAAUGGAACAAGAAAAAUGCCAACUGUUUAGCAACAAGCCACGAUGGAGAUGUCCGAAUAUGGGACAAAAGGAAACCCAGCACUGCAGUGGAGUAUUUGGCAGCUCAUCUCUCCAAAAUCCACGGUCUGGACUGGCAUCCUGACAAUGAGUAUACACUGGCCACUUCCAGCCAGGACAACUCUGUCAGGUUCUGGGAUUACCGUCAGCCUCGGAAAUACCUCAAUAUCCUUCCCUGCCAGGUUCCUGUCUGGAAGGCAAGAUACACGCCUUUCAGCAAUGGACUGGUGACAGUGAUGGUCCCCCAGCUCCGUCGGGAAAACAGUCUCCUCCUCUGGAAUGUCUUUGACCUGAACACGCCUGUCCACACUUUCGUAGGACAUGACGAUGUGGUGCUGGAGUUUCAGUGGAGAAAGCAGAAAGAAGGCUCUAAAGAUUACCAGCUGGUUACGUGGUCGCGGGAUCAGACCCUGCGCAUGUGGCGGAUUGACUCUCAGUUGCAGAGGCUCUGUGCUAAUGAUAUCCUGGAUGGAGUUGAGGACCUCAUUGAUGGGAUUUCUCAUCUGCCAGAGCCAGACAAGACCCUUCACCCCCAGGACACGGAGCCCCAGCAUAACUCUGGACAUGGGGAUGAAGAAGCCCUAAAAGAAGAUUUCCUGAAUGACCCCCUGGUGGGAAAGAAAACGGACCAACUGGGGCUGCCUCAAACACUGCAGCAGGAGUUUUCACUGAUCAAUGUGCAGAUCCGAAAUGUCAAUGUGGAGAUGGAUGCAGUGAGUCGCAGCUGUACGGUGUCGGUGCACUGCGGCAACCACAGAGUCAGGAUGCUGGUGAUGUUCCCUGUCCAGUAUCCCAAUAAUGCUGCACCAUCCUUCCAGUUCAUCAACCCAACCUCCAUCACGGCUUCCAUGAAGGCAAAGCUGCUGAAGAUACUGAAGGACACUUCCCUGCAGAAAGUGAAGCGGAACCAGAGCUGCCUGGAGCCUUGCCUGCGUCAGCUGGUCUCCUGGCUGGAGUCUGUUGUGAACCAAGAGGACAGCACGUCCAGCAAUCCCUACGCUUUGUCCAACUCUGUAACACCCCCCUUGCCCACGUUCGCCCGCGUCUCCAAUGCCUACGGCUCCUACCAGGACUCGAAUGUCCCAUUUCCACGGACCUCUGGAGCCAGGUUCUGUGGUGCAGGGUACCUGGUGUAUUUCACAAGGCCGAUGACCAUGCACCGUGCCGUGUCCCCGAUGGAGCCCACACCCAGGUCUCUGUCAGCUUUAUCAGCAUACCACAGUGGCCUCAUUACUCCAAUGAAGAUCCGCACGGAGACUCCGGGCAACCUGCGCUUGUACAGUGGGAGCCCAACACGCAGUGAGAAGGAGCAGGUCUCCAUUAGCUCCUUCUACUACAAAGAAAGGAAAUCAAGGAGAUGGAAAAGCAAACGAGAGGGGACAGAUGCCAAUAACCGACCCAUCAAAGCUGCUGGGAAAGUUAUUAUCCAAGAUAUUUCCUGCUUGCUGCCUGUCCACAAGCUGCUGGGAGAACUCUACAUACUGAACGUGAAUAACAUCCAGGAGACUUGCCAGAAGAAUGCUGCCUCAGCCUUGGCUGUGGGGCGGAGGGAUCUCGUACAGGUUUGGUCACUGGCCAUGGUAGCCACUGAUCUCUGUCUUGGACCGAAGUCUGACCCAGAUUUAGAGAUACCUUGGGCACAACAUCCAUUUGGACGUCAAUUACUGGAGUCCUUGCUGGCUCAUUACUCACAGCUCCAUGAUGUACAGACCCUAGCCAUGCUCUGCAGUGUGUUUGAAGCCCAGUCCAGGCUCCAGGGAUGCCCCAACUCUUGUGUCCCCUUUCCUCAGCGUGCCUCCAACCUGGCCUCCCACAGCCGAUACCCCAGCUUUACUUCCUCAGGCUCCUGUUCCAGCAUGUCAGAUCCCGGGAUUGGCACUGGAGGCUGGAGCAUAGCAAACAAAGACACAGAGCAGACCUCCACUCCCUGGUGCGAGUCUUCUCCAGAUGACUUCCGCUAUGGAAACCUAACGUAUCCUGAUCCUCGGGAGAGGGAGAAGGACCAGCAUGAGAAAAACAAAAGGUUGCUGGAUCCUGCCAACACUCAGCAAUUUGAUGACUUUAAGAAGUGCUAUGGAGAAAUCCUGUAUCGCUGGGGCCUGCGAGAGAAGCGGGCUGAGGUUCUGAAGUUUGUCUCGUGUCCUCCUGAUCCCCACAAGGGAAUUGAGUUCGGCGUGUACUGCAGCCACUGCCGCAGCGAGGUGCGCGGCACCCAGUGCGCCGUCUGCAAGGGCUUCACCUUCCAGUGCGCCAUCUGCCACGUGGCCGUGCGGGGCUCCUCCAACUUCUGCCUCACCUGCGGCCACGGAGGCCACACCAGCCACAUGAUGGAGUGGUUUCGCACCCAGGAGGUCUGUCCCACAGGCUGUGGGUGCCACUGCCUGCUCGAGAGCACCUUCUGAGCAGUGGGGACAGCGAGCCACCCGGGAACUGACUGAAUAUUUCAUUCCCAAGCCAUGUUGAGUCAGCUCUGCUCCACUCUGUCUGGACGAGAUCGCCACAAGGAGCUGAAACAGGACAUCCUGGUAAUGUGCUGUGGUGAUGUUUACAAGUGCUUCCUUUACUCCUACGCUUCCCAGGUUGCUUUCAGACCAAUUUGACCAAAUUCCCUGUGUCCAUUGCUGGCAAUGGAUGUCAGAACUGAAAAAUUGCUCUCUCCUGCAGAAGGGUGUGUGAAUAUUGGUUAGUUUGGGAUUAAGAGGUUUUUGAAAGCUCCCCUGGAAGGGGCCCACCUGGCAGACCCAAACUCGCUUCAGCAAUGUAGAGUCUUUUCUAGGUGCCUCCUUACAAGGGUUCAAACUGAGCAAAACAAUUGAUUUACACAAUUAAAGCAGAAAUAAUUCUCAAGCAACAGUAAGCUCUGAAGGUGAGUUGCAAAUGGCGCUUGAAGAGGAAAUAGUCCAUGGAACUGUGCUCAGAGUUUCUCUGGAAGCAGCAGGGUCCUUAUUUUGAAUGGCUGUUUACAUCGUUUAGAUUUCCCUACAAAGCAAGAAAAGGAAAUGGCAUUUUUCAGGAUUACAUCUUAAAUAAUUUCUGCUCACUAGUCAGUACCUGUGAAAAGCCUAGACAAGCACCCAAGGUCCCUGUAAUUAGUUGCUUCCAGCAGUUUUAGUACUGUUAGGCUUUAAGGUGUCUCCAUCUCCUGCUCUGACCAGGUGAUAAAAUGCACUUUAACUUGUCCCUGUCUUGGUGUGACGCUUCUGGUCACUGGGAAAGGCAUAUGCCUUUUGAGUUUGGGAUCUACGCUGUCUUUAAGAUGUGGUGUUUUGGAAAGCCUUUGCUCCCUCACUGAGAACACACAUAGGGGACACUUACUCAAUACAGCUCUUUUAGGUUGUUGUUUCCAAGCUCUACGGGAAAAAUUAGGGUUAAUUUGAGAUUUGCUGCUGCUGGAGUGACAAAGCUCUUGAACAGGGAAGUGGCAGAUUCUAGGGAAAAAGGGAGUUUGGAAGAAUGGUGGAAUCCAUGGAGGCAAAAGGUUUAUGACUUUCCUCACUGUGAAGCAUCAACUGGAGAAUGUACUGAUGGAUCUGUCUGUUUGGGGCUGUGCCUGCCAGGCACUCCCAGCACAGGGAUGCUGCUGUGCAGUGUGUGCACACCUGGAUCAUGCAGCCUGUGCCUCUCCAGGGCUGGCUUCAGCCUGAGCUUUGAAUUUGGGCAAAUGUGUGCUCAGGGAUGAGCCAGCUGGAGCUAUCCCCACCUGUACCAGCACUGAUCCCUUCUCCCACGCUUGCCUGCUGAGUGGUGCCGUGUGCCAUGCCCGUUCCCAACCCCUGUGCUAGCUCAGGCAGUGGGAUCCUGCUUUGGAAUAAACAGAUGAUGUAUCUUAAACAAAACAUUAAAAUUAUUUUUUUUAAGUGCUGUUCUG
Lonchura striata (white-rumped munia) is the source of this 5195-nucleotide messenger RNA. The record is from RefSeq and is a predicted model, not a curated record. Lineage: Eukaryota; Metazoa; Chordata; Aves; Passeriformes; Estrildidae.